Cololabis saira (Pacific saury) is the source of this 1011-nucleotide messenger RNA. It is a transcript of the gene vapb, whose product is annotated as VAMP (vesicle-associated membrane protein)-associated protein B and C. Gene Ontology annotation, biological process: endoplasmic reticulum membrane organization. Gene Ontology annotation, cellular component: endoplasmic reticulum membrane; plasma membrane. Gene Ontology annotation, molecular function: FFAT motif binding. NCBI's taxonomy places the organism in Eukaryota, Metazoa, Chordata, Actinopteri, Beloniformes, Belonidae. The transcript is spliced from 6 exons. The coding region runs from base 223 to 954 and encodes 243 amino acids. The record is from RefSeq and is a predicted model, not a curated record.
ACAGAACACCGGACGGCUAUGCAGAGGUAGUGACGUCACCAGCCCGACUCCCUUCCUGCUGCAUCACAGCAGCGUUUAGCAGUGGACACCACGGCGCCGCUAAUUCACUGAUAAAACAGCCUCCCCGCGGACGCUGCAGCCCCUGCCAACAUCCCAACACGGGGGUGAACCCACAGAGACCUACGGUGCGACAGACAGACCCCCCCACCCCAGCUGUCUGACAUGGCCAGGCAGGAGCAGGUUCUGCUGCUGGAGCCGCAGCACGAACUCAGAUUCAGAGGUCCGUUCUCAGACGUGGUCACCGCAAUCCUCAAACUCUCCAACCCAACAGAAAGGAAUGUGUGUUUUAAAGUGAAGACAACAGCGCCACGCCGAUACUGUGUGCGACCAAACAGUGGAAUCAUCGAUGCGGGCACCUCGAUCAACGUCUCAGUUAUGCUGCAGCCUUUUGACUACGAUCCCAAUGAAAAGAGCAAACACAAGUUCAUGGUUCAGUCCAUGAUAGCACCUCAUGACAUGACCGACAUGGAGGGAGUGUGGAAGGAGGCAAAGCCCGAUGAGCUGAUGGACUCCAAGCUGAGGUGUGUUUUUGACAUGCCUGUGGAGAAUGAAAAAACGCAUGACAUGGAGUCCACCAAGAUGAUGUCGUCCAACUUGCUCAAGUCAGAGUCCUCUUCGCUGCCUGCCAAGUCACUGAGCUCCACCCUGGAUGAUGGUGAGGUCAAGAAGAUCAUGGAAGAUUGUAAGAGGCUGCAGAUGGAGGCUCAGAGGCUAAGGGAAGAAAAUAAACAGAUAAGAGAGGACGACGGUCUCCGGAUGAGGAAGAGCAACGUCAUGUCAUCUCAGCACGCCUCAGUCGCCAUGAAGAAAGAGGAAGGAUUGAGCACCCGCACGGUGGCCCUCAUCGUGCUUUUCUUCGUGGUGGGCGUCAUCGUGGGCAAGUUGGUCUUGUAGAGUGCAGCGAUUCGCUCAGCUGCAGCAUGCUUUUUGGGGGGGGAGGGGGGUGAAAAC